AUGGCUGCUCCCGGCUCUUCGGCGGAGUGCGGCUACAUCCGGACAGUCCUGGGCCAGCAGAUCCUGGGGCAGCUGGACAGCUCCAGCCUGGCUUUGCCCUCCGAGGCCAAGCUGAAGCUGGCGGGGAGCAGCGGCCAGGCGGUCAAGAGCCUGCGGAUCCAGGAGCAGGUGCAGCAGACCCUGGCCCGGAAGGGCCGCAGUUUCGCGGGCAACGGAAAUCUUCACCGAACUAGCAGUGUUCCUGAAUAUGUCUACAAUCUACACUUGGUUGAAAAUGAUUUUGCUGGUGUGCGUUCCCCUGUUACUAAAACCUAUGACUUGCUAAAGACAGGCACAGCUCCCACUUACGAAGGUCGCCGGGGAAGAGGAACUUCGCAGUACAGCUCCCAGAAGUCGGUGGAGGAAAGGUUCUUCAGGCAGCCUCUAAGGAGACUUGAGAUUUCCCCAGACAGCAGCCCUGAGAGGGCUCAUUACGCACACAGCGAGCACCAGUACAGCCAGAGAAGCCAGGCCGGCCACACCUUGCGGCACCAAGAUAGCAGGAGGUCCACGCUUCUCAUGCCACCUCGCUACGCCCGCUCAGAAAUUGUAGGUUUCAGCCACUCCAGGGCGGUGGGCAGACAGCGUCACUACGACACCUACAACAGGCGCUACCAGUACGGGUCUGUGAACGAAGCCGAUCUUGACGGCGCCCCUGUCCACCCGGUAGUGCUUACCUACCCCAGGCCUGGGACCAGCCACAGCCUGGGCAACCUCCUGGAGAAGGAGAACUACGUGACUGCGGGACUCGCCGCGGGGCAGGCCAGGCCGGCGCCCAUGCCGCCGGGCACGCAGGGCCGGGCAGAGCGGUCCUCCUGGCAUCAGAGCUCCUUCCACAGCACCCGCACACUGAGGGAAGCCGAGGCGGGCGGGAGGAGGCCGCACAUGACCGUGGGCCAGGUGGCGGCAGGAGGAAGUGGGGUCAUGCUCGCCGCCGAGAGAAGCACUUUCCCCGAGGCCCAGUCUGGGAAUGUAGACACGGAGAUGACUCUGGAACGAGCAGUGAGUAUGCUUGAGGCAGACCACACGCCACCGUCCAAGAUUCCUAUUGCAGCUACUUUCAUACAGCAUGAGUGUUUCCAGAAAUCUGAAGCACGGAAAAGGGUCUAUCAGCUUCAUGGCAUCCCCAAGCUUCUACAGCUCCUAAAAGUUCAGAAUGAAGAUAUCCAGCGAGCCGUGUGUGGAGCCUUGAGAAACUUGGUGUUUGAAGAUAAUGACAAUAAAUUGGAGGUAGCUGAACUCAGUGGAGUACCUCGGCUGCUCCAGGUGUUAAAGCAAACCAGAGACUUGGAGACUAAGAAGCAAAUAACAGGUUUGCUGUGGAAUUUGUCCUCUAAUGACAAACUUAAGAAUCUCAUGAUAACAGAAGCCUUGCUUAUCCUCACUGAGAACAUCAUCAUCCCCUUUUCGGGGUGGCCAGAAGGAGACUACCCCAAAGCAAAUGGCUUGCUUGAUUUUGAUAUAUUCUACAACGUCACAGGAUGCCUAAGAAAUAUGAGUUCAGCUGGCCCUGAAGGGAGAAAAGUGAUGAGGAGGUGUGAUGGACUGAUUGACUCACUGGUCCAUUAUGUCAGAGGCACCAUUGCAGAUUACCAGCCAGAUGACAAGGCCACAGAGAACUGUGUGUGCAUUCUCCAUAACCUUUCCUACCAGCUGGAGGCAGAACUCCCAGAGAAAUAUUCCCAGAAUAUUUAUAUUCAAAACCGGAAUAUCCAGGCUGACAACAAAAGUAUUGGGUGUUUUGGCAGUCGAAGCAGAAAAGUAAAACAGCAAUACCAGGACAUGCCAAUGCCAGAGGAAAAGAGCAACCCCAAGGGCGUGGAGUGGCUGUGGCACUCCAUCGUGAUACGAAUGUAUUUGUCCUUGAUCGCCAAGAGUGUCCGAAACUAUACUCAAGAAGCAUCUUUGGGAGCGCUCCAGAAUCUCACAGCAGGAAGUGGACCAAUGCCAACAUCAGUAGCUCAGACAGUUGUCCAGAAGGAAAAUGGCCUUCAGCACACACGAAAGAUGCUGCAUGUCGGUGAUCCAAGUGUGAGAAAGACUGCCGUCUCUCUGCUGAGGAAUUUGUCUCGGAAUCUUUCUCUGCAGAAUGAAAUUGCCAAAGAAACUCUACCUGAUUUAGUUUCCAUAAUUCCUGACACAGUCCCAAGUACUGAUCUUCUCAUUGAAACUACAGCCUCUGCCUGUUACACAUUGAACAAUAUAAUCCAAAAUAGUUACCAGAAUGCACGGGAUCUUCUAAACACUGGGGGCCUGCAGAAAAUUAUGACCAUAAGCGCAGGAGACACCUAUGCCUCCAACAAAGCAAGUAAAGCUGCUUCUGUUCUCCUGUAUUCUUUGUGGACCCAUGCAGAGCUCCAUAAUGCCUACAAGAAGGCUCAGUUUAAGAAGACAGAUUUUGUCAACAGCCGGACUACCAAAGCCUACCACUCCCUGAAAGACUGA
Molecule: messenger RNA, 2484 nt
Organism: Budorcas taxicolor (takin)
Lineage: Eukaryota; Metazoa; Chordata; Mammalia; Artiodactyla; Bovidae
Gene: PKP2
Product: plakophilin 2
Exons: 13
Coding region: 1-2484 (827 amino acids)
Biological process (GO): intermediate filament bundle assembly; protein localization to plasma membrane; cell-cell adhesion
Cellular component (GO): nucleus; intercalated disc; cytoplasm
Molecular function (GO): cadherin binding; alpha-catenin binding; molecular adaptor activity
Source: RefSeq, a predicted model, not a curated record